Nematostella vectensis (starlet sea anemone) is the source of this 1204-nucleotide messenger RNA. RefSeq lists its product as uncharacterized. Gene Ontology annotation, cellular component: Shu complex. Gene Ontology annotation, biological process: double-strand break repair via homologous recombination. The transcript is spliced from 2 exons. Gene Ontology annotation, molecular function: single-stranded DNA binding. The record is from RefSeq and is a predicted model, not a curated record. NCBI's taxonomy places the organism in Eukaryota, Metazoa, Cnidaria, Anthozoa, Actiniaria, Edwardsiidae. The coding region runs from base 80 to 835 and encodes 251 amino acids.
CAGACAUGCAACGCCUGAUGAAAAUGUUUUUGUCUUGCCCAGAAACUCCGGUGUGUACUGAGAAUUAUAGUGGAAGAGAAUGCUCUCACGGAUAUUUCGUCUACCGGAAAAUUACUCAUCUCAUCCUAGAAACAAUGUCACAAGUAGCCUGAUCAAGCAGUUUCUUGACCAUAACAUUGAACUAAAAAACUUCAAAGCUCUUAUAGGCGGGCCGCAUAGCAGCGGGAAAACUUCACUGCUAUUUUCUUUGGCAAUUUCCUUAGCAGAAGAGGAGAAAAAUGUACUGUUUAUCAGCCCCAAAAAGCUAUCUAGGCUUCCUCUCAUGCCUGAAGGUAGAGAACAACCUACUGGAUCUGUUUUAAAGCGGAUACACAUGGUUUAUUUGGGCUCAAAGGAGGAAUACUUGAAGUAUAUGAGCUCCUUACAUGUUGAGUUAAGCGACCUGGUAUUUCACUGUAUGAUUGUUGAUGGGCUUGACUGCUAUAUUGGAGGUGUUGCCAAAAACGAGGAUGUAGCAGUAAUUGCAAGGUUGUUAGCAUACACGGUUGAUGCGUUUACAUUUUUGAUUGAUAAGCAACGUAAAGAUAAUACUUCUGAAAAAGCAAGCAUAUUGCUGCUGUGUACAAGCAUACCACCAGGAAGUAUUACAGUGCCAAGGAGGAUGCUUUAUGAAAGAUGGAUGGAUCAUAUAUUCACAAUAAAGCACAGAGACAAUGAUAGACACUUUCAAUUAUCAUUGAUGGCUCCUCUAUGUCAAGUAGAGGGGACCACACUCAUUGAUGUCCAGUAUAUUCUCUCUGAUGCACAUUUUAGUUUGCAGGAAAUUUCUGCUUGAAGCAUUGUUUUUCAGUCUCCUGUGCAGCUGUCCUCAGCGUCAGUCUCAAAUCCCUGACACCAAGGAUGGUUCCCCAGUAGACUAUUUUUUUCAGGGAUUUAAAAAAUGAAAUUUCACAAUGUAAUAUUAAGAGAUUUAGGUAUUUAUUUACCUGUACAUCAGUCUGAACAUCCACUUGCAAAGAUAAGCAUAUUUUGAAAUACAGGGGAUUGUACAUAAGCAGUUUUAAAACAAGUAUUUUAAAAAAAACUUGUAAAUGCAAGGGAAUACUUUGUAAAGAUUUAAACUUGUGUGUAAUGGAAAAAAUAACGUAUCAGUUAAACAGGUGUUUUGAAAGACAAACAUUAAAAUAAACAUGAUUAUGUUGAA